Messenger RNA from Aspergillus welwitschiae, 843 nucleotides. RefSeq lists its product as uncharacterized. Bases 1 to 843 code for a protein of 280 amino acids. The record is from RefSeq and is a predicted model, not a curated record. NCBI's taxonomy places the organism in Eukaryota, Fungi, Ascomycota, Eurotiomycetes, Eurotiales, Aspergillaceae. The transcript has 3 exons.
AUGGCCAACAGAAUACUGCCACGGGGCCACCUUGAGCGCAUUUGGGGCCCUAUCCCGCAUUUGCGCACCGAAAAGGAGUACCGCACGUUGAAACCCGGCGGUUCCAAGUUCAGACUGCAAACAGAACAACUCCUGGAUUGGGAAGAUUUUACCCAAAGCACCAAGCAACUGUCUGAUCCCUAUUGCGGGAAUCAUUAUCCCUUUAUGCCUGUUGUACCCACUGAGACGUUCGGCGUUGCGAAUGAACUGGGGGUGCAGGGUCGUUUCGUUGAAAACGCCCUGCAUCCCGUAGGUGAGGUAGUAAAUUUUCUAAAUUUGGGUAUGUCCUUCGGCGACUCACAGUGGGGCGUAAAUAGGCGCAAGGGUAACAAGAAAAAGAAGCAUGGUCGUGAUGAGAGCGAGGAUGAGGUGAACCCGAAAGGCGGGAAAAGGGGUACUCUAAUUCCAGACAUUGUCUUGGUUGAGAGCCAAAGGCAUACGAUCCGGGCACUCUGUGAAGUAAAAACUCACUGGGGUUUCCAGCCAGGAAAGAAUGAAACUUGGAAGACUUUCAUGUCUCAAAAGAUGGGUCAGCUGGCCCGAUACAUGGACGAUAACUACUGCCGAUAUGGCAUUUAUACGGUCUAUGAAUACACUUGGUUCUUGAAAAGGGUUGAUGAUACGCACUUUGCCGUGUCUAAGGCAAUUAGCGCAAGUACUAUCUCAACUUCCGGUGUUGGAUCACUUCGAGAGUGCCUUUUGGCCAUGGUAAUCAGGGCAGCCCAUGAAGAAUGGAGCUACUACCCUGUGAGAUAUGGCAAACGUCUGGCAGACCCUAAUCCGACGAUCGAGAAGCCCACCUAA